CCCCACCCCACCUAAACAUAUGCAAGGAUAAGGAAAUAGUAUUAAAGAGAAAUAAUUAACAAUUAAGGGUACAAAACAAAACAGAACUGUAUUCCAACCUAACCCAUCACCAAAAAACGACUUAUUUUGAAGAGGCGUACAGAGAGUCACUCACUGCCAUGGAAGUUCUGGAACUGCUAAUUUGAGUUGUAGCGAGAGAAAGUAAAAAACUUUUGCCGUCUUUUGGUUGUGGCCAUCGUUCUAUAUCCUUUUCUGCACAUCCUCAGAACACACGCAGAUGCAUGUACGCAAGAAUAUCAAAUUUUACCAGCAUGAUAAUAUGUACAAGCGUGUUGAAAUUGUUCAUCAAGACUAAGCCUUUCUUGCUUCUAAGAAUUAUCUCAAGUGCGGUAGUGUAGUCAAUCAACCCUUUUCUUUUUGUACCCUUUUUCGUGUUGGGUAGUGAGUUUUGGUGAAAAGUUUCGAUUUUUAACGCGGGUAAGAAAUUUGGGUACUUUACUUUUAUUGUUUUGACCUUGGAACGUCGAAUUCGUGAAGCUCUUCGUGUUUCCAGUUGUGUAGAAUUCUUUGCUAAUAAAGGGUUUUCAUUAUUCGUUUUUUCAUUUCUGGUGUAUUGAACUGUUUUGUUGAUUUUUUUUAUCAUGACGGGUUUGUAAGAAUUGAGGGGUUUUCAGUGUGGGAAUGGUCUUCUGAAAUUGUAAAGGAGGGCUUAUAGCUUUUUCUUUGUGCCCAUUAGUUGGUGGGUUUUGAUUGGGAAAAAUCAUGGGUUGUGUAUGCUGGAAGUCCUCAUCAGCGGAUGAUGGCAGCCCAAAACAGAGAGAAUUAAAUCGAAAAACAUCCGAAUUGCUCGAGGCCCGAGCUCUUUCCCGGAAUAGGAAUGAGAGCUUUUCAGCUAAGGUGAAGCUGGAGAAUCAUUCCCGGAAUAGGAAUGAGAGCUUUUCAGCUAAGGUGAAGCUGGAGAAUCAUGGGGAUAUCAAAAUCGGGUCGAUUGAUAGGAGAAGUAAUGUGUCUAGAAGGGUGAGGGACGAUUUUUGCAGCAAUAAACCAGAGAAAGAUUUCGAUGACGUCAGCAAUUUCCCGAGCAUGAGGAACCUUCCGAAAGCCGUGGAAGGGGAACAGGUUGCUGCCGGGUGGCCUUCUUGGCUGGUUGCGGUGGCAGGGGAAGCUAUCAAAGGGUGGGUCCCGCGCAAAGCGGAGACUUUUGAGAAGCUCGAUAAGAUUGGCCAAGGAACUUACAGUAGCGUGUACAAGGGUCGUGAUCUUUUGCACAACAAAGUCGUUGCCCUGAAAAAAGUACGUUUUGAUAAUAUGGACGCAGAAAGUGUCAAGUUCAUGGCGAGGGAAAUUCUUAUUUUGCGAAGGCUCGAUCACCCAAAUGUCAUUAAACUAGAAGGCUUAGUCACGUCAACAACAUCUUGUAGUCUAUAUCUUGUGUUCGAGUAUAUGGAACAUGAUCUGACUGGACUUGCCUCACUUCCAGGCGUCAAGUUCACCGAACCACAGCUCAAGUGCUAUAUGCAGCAGCUGCUAAGUGGGCUCGAUCAUUGCCAUAGUAAUGGCAUCCUGCAUCGAGAUAUUAAGGGCUCAAACCUCUUAAUCAACAAUCAUGGAGUUUUAAAGAUUGCGGAUUUUGGUUUAGCGAGUUAUUUCGAUAAUAAUAACCAGAAAGUUCCGUUAACUAGCCGUGUUGUGACUUUGUGGUAUCGGCCGCCUGAACUUUUACUUGGUUCGACGCAGUAUGGUGUUGCUGUUGAUUUGUGGAGCACUGGCUGUAUACUCGGAGAAUUAUAUGCUGGAAAGCCCAUCAUGCCUGGAAGAACUGAGGUUGAGCAGUUGCAUAAAAUAUUUAAAUUGUGCGGCUCACCAUCCGAAGAUUAUUGGAGAACGUCAAAAUUACCUCAUUCUCCGGUGUUCAAGCCCAUUCAGCCAUAUAAACGGCAGAUUGCUGAGAUAUUUAAGGAUUUUCCGGAAAAUGCCAUGAGGCUUAUGGAGACCUUACUCUCUAUUGACCCUUCCAGACGGGGAACAGCAUCUUUUGCCCUUCAGAGUGAGUUCUUCAAGACAGAACCGUUUGCUUGUGACCCGUCAAAUUUGCCAAAAUAUCCUCCAAGCAAAGAGAUCGACGCAAAACUGCGAGAAGAGGAAGCACGAAGCCUAGCAGUCGAACAAAAUUUUUACAGGAAAGGAGCUGUUGGAGUUAAGGGGCACAAGUGCGAUUAUGAUUCUAAAAAACCAAAAGAAUCUCGAAGUGCUGAAGCUAAUGCUGACUUGGCAAGGUCGAUGCAGAGGAGGCACGAAAAUGUGGUGAACCUUAAAAAAGACGAAGCUUUAAACAAACUACAAAGUAGGGCUUUCUCAUCCGUGGAGUCGCGGGGGAAAAUAGCAUCGUCAUGUGUGGGGCCCACGAAUCAAGCGGCCAGGCUUUCAGAGUCGUUUGAGGAUCCCAUGAUGAGUAAGCAAUUGUUCUGUGGCUCUCAAAAUGUGGAGAAAACGGGAAAACAACAAGAACCUGGCAUGGAGAGGUCGAGCCAAUUUUCGGGUCCUUUAAUUGCUACCUCAAACAACAUAGAACAGGUGCUGAAAGAGCACGAUCGUCGGAUUCAAGAAGCUGCUCGGCGCAUAAGGCACGAGAACACGAGAGUUUGUAGAAUUCGACCUCACUAGGAGUGCGUGUAGACGUCUACGUGUCUUGGAUUACUAUAACUGGUUUGAAUACAUAUAUACAUAUAUAUAAAUAGCCUUUGAUACAUAUAUAUAUAAUAUAUAGACUUGUAAAUAAAUUAUAUUGUGUAAAUUGAUCUUCGCAAUUUUUGAGUGAUUACUUGUGUAAUAACUGGGAAAAGAGUGUCAAUAUGUCUUACAUCACUUUGCCAUUUUAAAGUCUAACUAUGACGAGUUCACCCGCUUUACUGUUAAAAAGACUUGUCACACAAGAAUUUGUGUUCUGUGAGACUUAUAAUAAUCGAAGUUCUUACCAUGUGGGUAACAACCUCAUAUAAAAUUGAUAUAUUUGGGUUCGUGUAAGUUAUAAUUUCCUGAAGUAUCUUUGUGGUUUGUGUAACUAGCUACUUAUUUAUUCGAUAAACAAUAUCGAGAAGCAUAUAAACUUUUUAACUGAAUGGCUAUUAAUACUUAUAUCAGAUUCAAA
Molecule: messenger RNA, 3148 nt
Organism: Striga asiatica
Lineage: Eukaryota; Viridiplantae; Streptophyta; Magnoliopsida; Lamiales; Orobanchaceae
Source: the annotation of a GenBank genome assembly